Molecule: messenger RNA, 2193 nt
Organism: Sciurus carolinensis (gray squirrel)
Lineage: Eukaryota; Metazoa; Chordata; Mammalia; Rodentia; Sciuridae
Product: serine/threonine-protein phosphatase 4 regulatory subunit 3B-like
Exons: 2
Coding region: 1-2193 (730 amino acids)
Biological process (GO): protein dephosphorylation; DNA damage response
Cellular component (GO): protein phosphatase 4 complex; nucleoplasm
Molecular function (GO): protein phosphatase activator activity
Source: RefSeq, a predicted model, not a curated record
AUGGCAAGCAAGCGGAACCGUGUAAAGGUCUAUGUGUUGAAAGAAGAUCAACAAUGGGGCCAGCUAGGCGUGGGACAAAUCUCAUCAAGUUAUAUAGAGCGGCUCCAAAGCGUGUGUCUGCUUGUUCGGUCAGAGUCUGAUGGCUCACUGAUUUUACAGUCCAAGAUACACCCAAAUGUGCCCUAUCAGAAACAACAGGGCGUGCUGAUUGUUUGGUCCGAAUAUGAGAACCAUGGUGUGGCCCUAAGUUUCCAGGAUCCAGCAGGCUGUCGAGAAAUCUGGGAAGACAUAUGCCAAGUCCAAGGUAAAGACCCAACUCUUGAAAUCACACAAGACCUUUUGGAUGGACCAGAGCAAUUUGAUGAAAUGCCACCAACCAGUAGUCUGGUUGAGCUGCCUAACUGUGAACUCCAUACACUUGAAGAAAUAGCUGAUUUGUUUACUUCUGUCCUUGCUUCACCUAUCCGUAAGGAAAGACUGUCACUGAUCUUGGAAAAUGAAGGUUAUAUUAAAAAACUACUGCAAAUAUUUCACAUUUGUGAGAACCUUAAGAACACUGAAGGCUUACAUAACUUGCAUAAAAUUAUUAAAGGGAUCUUAUUCCUCAACAAAACUCCUCUGUUUGAGAUCAUGUUUUCUGAUGAGUGUAUCAUGGAUGUGGUAGGAUGCCUUGAAUAUGACCCUGCCUUGGCUCAGCCAAAAAGGUAUAGGGAAUUCUUGACCCAAAAUGUAAAGUUCAAGGAAAUUAUACCAAUAACAGACUCUAAACUUCGGCAAAAAAUACAUCAGACCUACAGAGUACAGUACAUUCAUGAUAUUCUAUUUCCCAUACCAUCCAUAUUUGAAGAGAAUCUUCUUUCUACUCUUACAACUUUUAUUUUCUUCAACAAAGUUCAGAUAGUCAGCAUGCUGCUAGAAGAUGAAGUGUUUUUGUUUGAAGGUCUUGCACAGUUAAGGGAUAAGACUACAGAUGACAAUAGACGACGGGAAUUGUUACUAUUUUUUAAGGAAUUGUGUGCACUUUCCAAGACAUUGCAGCCUCAAAGCAAGGAGGCACUAUUCACAACAUUGUUACAACUGGGAAUUCUUUCUGCUCUUAAAAUUUUAAUAAGUGCCAAUGAUCUCCAAAUAAAGAUAACUGCUACAGAUAUAUUUGCUUAUCUAGUAGAGUAUAGUCCAUCUAUGAUUCGAAUAUUUGUAAUGGAGGAAGCUCAGGAUGGUGAAGAUGAUGACCUUUUGAUGAACAUAGUAAUUGAACAAAUGAUCUCUGAUACUGAUCCUGAACUUGGAAGUGCCAUUAAUUUGAUGGGACUUCUUCGUUCUCUACUUGAUCUGAAUAAUAUGCUGCUAGCACCCAAUGAAUGUGAAAGAAGUGAAUUUCUAAAUUUCUUCUAUAAACGUUGCAUGCAAAACUUGGUAGCACCACUUUUGUCUACCACUUCAGGAGACAGAGAUGAAGAGGAUUAUUUAUUUGGACUCGAAAGAAAGAAAAAUUGUCCCAGUGCUGUUCGUUUUAUGAGAAGAAUGAUUGGCCUUAAAGAUGAACUUUAUAAUCGUUACAUCGUCAAGGGAAAUCUUUUUGAGCCAGUUGUAAAUGCAUUUCUGGUUAAUGGAACUCGAUACAAUAUGCUAAAUUCAGCUAUUAUUGAGCUAUUUGAAUACAUACGAGUGGAAAAUAUCAAGUCUCUUGUUGCACAUAUAGUUGAAAAGUUUUACAAGGCUUUUGAAUUGAUUGAAUAUGUUCAGACGUUCAAAGGAUUGAAGAUUAAAUAUGAGCAAGAGAAAGACAGACAAAUUCAAAUAAGGAAGAAUUUACAUUCUAUAUUAUAUAUUAAAAUUUUUUGCAGAGAUGCCAAUGUCAUGGAGGAUGUGAAGGCUGAUAUGUAUUUUAAGGAAAAUACCACAGAAGUACUUAUGCCACCAAUGGGAAAUGACUUUCCAGAUCAUUAUGAUACAUCUAUAGAUACUAAAAUAACAAAAGAAAAUGGAGAAAAGGUAGAUGUUCUCAAAAGAACAUCUUCUGGUGAAUUCAGAGUUUCUUCAUCUAGCUCUCCUGGUGCUGAUAGUGAAAUGAGUAGCCCAUCCAGUAGCAGUUUGAUUGGUUUAGUGGAUUAUCCAGAUGAUGAUAAUGAAGAAGAAGAUAAAGAAGAAGACAUAUCAUCCCCCAGAAAGAGACCUCAUCUUGACUUAUAA